GGCCCCGGCAGGCUCCGUCCCGGCCCGCGGCACCGGCGGCGGGGACAUGCCGCGCCCUCGGCCGCGGGGCCAGCAGCGUGCCAGCGGCGGCGGGGCGGCCAGGGAGCGAAAUGUCAGCAGUGGAAUCCCAGCAGGAGCAGGCGUCUCAGUCGGACCCGUCCCCAUCACCAAACUCAUGUAGCUCCUUCGAGCUGCUCGACAUGGACGCCGGCGGCCUGUACGAGCCCGUCUCCCCACACUGGUUCUACUGUAAGAUUGUGGAUGUCAAAGAGACAUGGAUCCCUUUCACCUCGGACGAUUCCCAGCAGCUCGAAGAGGCAUACAGCUCUGGGAAGGACCACGGUGGGGGCAUCGUGCCCACCGACGGGGGCCGCUACGACGUGCACCUGGGCGAGAGGACGCGCUACGCCGUGUACUGGGACGAGCCGGCGUCGGAGGUGAGGCGCUGCACCUGGUUCUACAAGGGCGACAAGGACAGCAAGUACGUCCCCUACUCGGAGAGCUUCAGCCAGGAGCUAGAGGAGACGUACAUGCUCGCUGUCACUCUGGACGAGUGGAAGAAGAAGCUGGAGUCUCCCAACAGAGAAAUCAUCAUAUUACACAAUCCCAAGCUCAUGGUCCAUUACCAGCCAGUGGCGGGCUCUGAUGAAUGGGGCGCAACGCCUGUGGAGCAGGGGCGACCAAGGACAGUGAAGAGAGGGGUGGAGAACAUCUCAGUAGACAUUCAUUGUGGGGAGCCUUCACAAAUCGACCACUUGGUUUUUGUGGUGCACGGAAUCGGGCCAGCCUGUGAUCUCCGCUUCCGGAGCAUCGUGCAGUGCGUUAAUGAUUUUCGAAGUGUUUCCUUGAACUUGCUACAGACACAUUUUAAGAAAGCCCAGGAAAACCAGCAGAUUGGGAGAGUGGAAUUUCUGCCCGUCAACUGGCACAGUCCUUUGCAUUCCACUGGUGUGGAUGUGGAUCUGCAGCGGAUAACCCUGCCCAGCAUCAACCGGCUCCGCCACUUCACCAACGACACGAUUCUGGACGUUUUCUUCUACAACAGCCCCACCUACUGCCAGACGAUCGUGGACACCGUGGCCUCGGAAAUGAACCGCAUCUACACACUUUUUCUUCAGAGGAACCCUGAUUUCAAAGGGGGUGUAUCCAUUGCUGGUCAUAGUUUAGGUUCGCUUAUAUUGUUUGAUAUCCUAACAAAUCAGAAAGAUUCUGUGGGGGCUAUUGACAGUGACAAGGAUGUGCUAAAUGUUACCAUGGAGCAAGGAGAUGCACCAACACUGGAGGAGGACUUGAAGAAACUUCACCUUUCUGAAUGGUUUCCUGUCUUUGAGAAGGAGAAAGUAGAUAAGGAAGCUCUGGCUUUGUGUACAGAGAAAGAUCUUCAGGAAAUGGGAAUUCCUUUAGGACCAAGGAAGAAGAUACUGAACUAUUUCAGGAGCGACUCGGCGGGUGUCAGUGGGUCCGCUGCACAGUCAGCAGCCUGCGGGCCGAGCAGCCCCGCAGAGGCGGCGUCCUGCAGUGCCACUGCUGACCACAGAGCCCGCGACUGUCCGGACGUCAGCAUUGGGCAGGUGUCAGUAAAAUACCCCCGCCUCAUCUAUAAGCCAGAAAUAUUCUUUGCCUUCGGAUCUCCUAUUGGCAUGUUUCUUACUGUCAGAGGACUGAAAAGAAUUGAUCCCAACUACAAGUUCCCAACAUGCAAAGGUUUCUUCAAUAUCUAUCACCCUUUUGAUCCUGUGGCGUAUAGGAUUGAACCAAUGGUGGUGCCAGGAGUGGAAUUUGAACCAAUGCUGAUCCCACACCACAAGGGCAGGAAGCGGAUGCACUUGGAGCUGAGGGAGGGCUUGAGCAGGAUGAGCAUGGACCUUAAGAACAACCUGCUGGGCUCCCUACGGAUGGCCUGGAAGUCCUUCACCAGAGCGCCCUACCCGGCCCUCCAGGCCUCGGAAAGCGCAGAAGAGGUGGAAGCGGAGGCCGAGGCCAGUGUGGAGAAGCCCUGCGAUGCAGGUACAGAGGACAGCUCCACGGCGGCGGCAAAAGCAGCAGCCACGCCCAUCAACGUGGGCAUGCUCAAUGGGGGUCAGCGCAUUGACUAUGUGCUGCAGGAGAAGCCCAUCGAGAGCUUCAACGAGUACCUGUUUGCUCUGCAAAGUCACCUGUGCUACUGGGAGUCUGAAGACACGGUGUUGCUUGUCCUCAAGGAGAUCUACCUGACCCAGGGCGUCUGCCUUGACCAGCCCUUCCACUGACUCACCCGCCUGGCACCGUGGCACUGCUUCCGGUAAGUGGCUCCUGUACGUGUGCAUGCAGCCCCCCUGGGUGAACGUGCUGGGAGGCCCCGUGGCGUUCCCAGGCUCCUUGUGGACCCGCUGUUCUCUUGCUGUCUCUGGGAUCCAGGCAUCACUUACCGGAAGUUCCUGGGCAAUAUGCAAUGGCUGCCUUGGAGUGCCAGGAUUCUCUCAUGACACCUGCCAACUUUUAGAACUUCAGCUCAGAAUCUUAAUGGUUCAUAUCGCUGAAGAGUUACCAUGGCAACAAUCAGGAUUUUAAUUCCAAGCACCCUCUCCUGAGAUUUCUGUCCUUCAGUCAUGUGGCUGAG
Messenger RNA from Ochotona princeps (American pika), 2599 nucleotides. RefSeq names its product DDHD domain containing 2 (gene DDHD2). NCBI's taxonomy places the organism in Eukaryota, Metazoa, Chordata, Mammalia, Lagomorpha, Ochotonidae. Gene Ontology annotation, molecular function: triacylglycerol lipase activity; metal ion binding; protein binding. The transcript is spliced from 17 exons. The coding region runs from base 111 to 2249 and encodes 712 amino acids. The record is from RefSeq and is a predicted model, not a curated record. Gene Ontology annotation, cellular component: COPII-coated ER to Golgi transport vesicle.